Vigna umbellata (rice bean) is the source of this 1096-nucleotide messenger RNA. Lineage: Eukaryota; Viridiplantae; Streptophyta; Magnoliopsida; Fabales; Fabaceae. The record is from RefSeq and is a predicted model, not a curated record.
UUAAAUAUUGAGCUUUAUAACCUUUACAUGAUAUCAUAACCAUAAAUAACAGAGAUUAAAUGAUUAAGAUUUAAAUAUGAUUUUUGUAUACUUUCUUUAAUGUGUUUGGGUAGGUUGGAUUUCCACAUUUUGUUGUGUAUAUGUAAAAUCUGGCAUCUUUACCAGUGAUGGUUUACCAAGUGAAUACUGAUGCAGAACUCAAACCUGGUGAACCUGUUCUGGACUGGCCUACUAGAAAACGAGUGGCCCUGGGAACAGCUCGAGGCUUAGAAUAUCUUCAUGAGCAUUGCAAUCCUAAGAUUAUUCAUCGGGAUGUGAAGGCAGCUAAUGUAUUACUAGAUGAAGAUUUUGAAGCUGUUGUUGGUGAUUUUGGCUUGGCAAAGUUAGUCGAUGUUCAGAAAACCAACGUGACAACUGAAAUUCGUGGGACGAUGGGCCACAUAGCUCCAGAAUAUUUGUCCACUGGAAAAUCUUCGGGAAGGACUGAUGUUUUUGGUUAUGGGAUUAUGCUCUUGGAGCUCGUUACAGGUCAACGAGCAAUUGAAUUUUCACGAUUAGAAGAGGAAGAUGACGUGCUGCUACUUGACCAUGUAAGAUCACUUUCUAACAUCAUGGCCUCCUUAUUUGUUGUCUUUUUGGUUUCUUUCUUGUUUGUGUUUAGCACGCUUUAUAUCUUUUGUGUGACUCUUGGAUGAUUUCGUGAGUGGUUGUGUUCAAGAAUCAGCCGGUCAUAGUUGCUCUACCUAAAGAGUAUAUCAUUACCCCUCUUGACAUGAGUAAUGCUGUAGUGAGCCAAGGAAGUUCGUGUAGCUAUAAUAGUACAUAGGCAUUUUGAUUUAGGUUGGAAUAAGCUGGUGUGCGUUAUUUAUAUGAUAAUGUUGAUGAAGAAAAGCUGAACUGCGGUGUUUGUUUAGCGUUCUGCCGUAGCGAACAUGUUGCUUGUGGUCAUCAUUAUUCAAAAACCAAAAUGCACCAUUAAUGCUUUUCACUCGUUGGUUAUCUGAUUACUGUGUUUACUGCAUUUUUGUUUUCUACAGGUUAAGAAAUUAGAACGGGAGAAAAGACUAGACGCCAUUGUUGAUCGCAACCUAAAUAA